AUGAUUAGAGCAGGAUCUACUACAGGAACAAGAGGUGGUAUAGCACGCUGUGUGUUACUAGCAAAUGCACAGGCUGCUCGUUAUGAGCGUCAAAACCUAGUUACAAAUUACUCAGCUAUCCGUCAUUAUAGUAAUGGCGAGAAAAGUUUGAAAGAACGUUUCGCAGAGGUUAUACCUUCUAUGGCGGACGAGAUCAAGAGAUUCAAAAAAGACCAUGGCAAUGUUGUUAUUGGUGAAAUCAAGUUAGAACAAGCAUAUGGUGGUAUGCGUGGUAUCCCAGGUAUUGUUUGGGAAGGAUCCGUUCUCGACCCACAUGAGGGAAUUAGAUUCCGUGGACGUACUAUCGCGGAGAUUCAGAAGGAGCUACCAAAGGCUGAGGAUGGUCACGAGCCUUUGCCGGAAGCUUUAUUUUGGUUAUUGUUAACUGGUGAAGUACCUACGGAAACACAAGCUAAGGCGCUUUCAUCCGACCUUAUGUCACGUUCCGAGUUACCACAACACGUUAUCAAGCUCUUGGACGGCUUACCAAAAGACUUGCAUCCAAUGGCCCAAUUUUCUAUGGCUAUUAUUGCCUUGGAAUCUGAGUCCAAGUUUGCUAAGGCAUACGCACAAGGUGUAUCGAAGAAAGACUACUGGAACUACACAUUCGAGGAUUCGUUAGACUUGUUGGGUAAGUUGCCUGUUAUUGCUUCUAAAAUUUACAGAAAUGUCUUCAAGGACGGUAGAAUUUCAGAGGUAGAUCCUAAUGCAGACUACGGUAAGAACCUCGGUCAUUUAUUGGGCUUUGAGAAUAAAGAAUUUGUUGAUUUGAUGAGAUUGUACUUGACUGUACACUCGGACCACGAGGGUGGUAAUGUCUCUGCCCACACUACUCACUUGGUUGGUUCUGCAUUGUCUUCGCCAUAUUUGGCUUUUGCUGCCGGUAUGAACGGUCUAGCGGGCCCAUUGCAUGGUAGAGCAAACCAAGAGGUUUUGGAAUGGUUGUUCAAGUUGAGAGAGGAGGUUAAAGGUGAUUACUCUCGUGAAACUAUCGAGAAUUACUUAUGGGAAACCUUAAAUGCCGGCCGUGUCAUCCCAGGUUACGGGCAUGCUGUUUUACGUAAGACUGACCCUCGUUACACCGCCCAAAGAGAGUUUGCCUUGAAACACUUCCCAGACUACGACUUGUUCAAACUUGUCUCCAUGGUCUACGAGGUUGCACCUGGUGUGCUAUCCAAGCAAGGAAAGACUAAGAACCCAUGGCCAAACGUUGAUUCUCACUCAGGUGUAUUGUUGCAAUACUACGGUUUGACUGAGGCUUCCUUCUACACUGUAUUGUUCGGUGUUUCCCGUGCCUUCGGUGUAUUGCCUCAGCUGAUCAUUGACAGAGCUAUUGGUGCUCCUAUUGAGAGACCAAAGUCAUUCAGUACUGCUAAGUUGAAGGACCUUAUUGCCAGCAAGCGUACAAACAAACUUUGA
This is a messenger RNA of Eremothecium sinecaudum, 1458 nucleotides long. RefSeq names its product citrate (Si)-synthase CIT2 (gene CIT2). Gene Ontology annotation, biological process: carbohydrate metabolic process; citrate metabolic process; tricarboxylic acid cycle. NCBI's taxonomy places the organism in Eukaryota, Fungi, Ascomycota, Saccharomycetes, Saccharomycetales, Saccharomycetaceae. The record is from RefSeq and is a predicted model, not a curated record. Bases 1 to 1458 code for a protein of 485 amino acids. The transcript has a single exon. Gene Ontology annotation, cellular component: mitochondrial matrix.